Messenger RNA from Saccharomycodes ludwigii, 213 nucleotides. It is a transcript of the gene RPB10, whose product is annotated as DNA-directed RNA polymerase core subunit RPB10. The transcript has a single exon. Gene Ontology annotation, molecular function: DNA binding; DNA-directed RNA polymerase activity; zinc ion binding. The record is from RefSeq and is a predicted model, not a curated record. Lineage: Eukaryota; Fungi; Ascomycota; Saccharomycetes; Saccharomycodales; Saccharomycodaceae. Gene Ontology annotation, biological process: transcription by RNA polymerase II; tRNA transcription by RNA polymerase III; transcription by RNA polymerase I. Gene Ontology annotation, cellular component: RNA polymerase II, core complex; RNA polymerase I complex; RNA polymerase III complex. Bases 1 to 213 code for a protein of 70 amino acids.
AUGAUUGUUCCAAUUAGGUGUUUUUCGUGUGGGAAAGUUGUUGGCGAUAAAUGGGAAGCAUAUUUAAAUAUGUUGCAGGAAGAUGAAAUUGAUGAAGGUACUGCUCUAAGUAGAUUAGGACUUAAAAGAUACUGUUGCAGAAGAAUGAUUUUAACCCAUGUUGACUUAAUUGAAAAAUUUCUAAGAUACAAUCCAUUAGAAAAAAGAGAUUAA